AUGAAAGAAUUGCCUAAACAUCCUGAAAUACUGAUGGAAAAUGCAUCUGAUGAAAAUAACAUCAAACUUAUGGCAUUUCAAGACAUAGGGAGUAAUAAGUACAUGUAUUACUUUCUUGCAUUAAUAGUUUAUAUUUUGAUUAUUCUGUUUAAUUGUUCAAUAAUUAUUGUAAUUUUUCUGGACAAAGGCUUGCAUGAACCCAUGUACAUUUUUCUAUGCAAUUUACUCCUUAGUGAACUUGUUGGAUCAUCAAGCUUUUACAUAAAAUUCUUAUUUGAUAUUCAAACAGAUAUACAGGUAAUUUCUCUCCCUGCUUGCUUUAUUCAGAUUUCUAUCAUUUCUCUUUAUAUUUCAGUUGAAAUAUCAAUUUUAAUGGUUAUGGCUCAUGACAGAUAUAUAGCAAUAAAUUUCCCUUUACACUAUAUUAGUUUAAUUUCAACUAGAAAAAGAGAAGUAAAUGCUAUAACUUUAUUUGCUUCUCUAGAAUUUUUAACAGUUCCUCCUCUUUUAAAUCCGUUAAUCUAUGGGAUCAUCUUACCUGGUAUACGGAAAAGAUUUAUUUACAUAAUUUCUUCUAAAAUCAAAUAA
Molecule: messenger RNA, 588 nt
Organism: Polypterus senegalus (gray bichir)
Lineage: Eukaryota; Metazoa; Chordata; Cladistia; Polypteriformes; Polypteridae
Product: olfactory receptor 1468-like
Exons: 3
Coding region: 1-588 (195 amino acids)
Biological process (GO): G protein-coupled receptor signaling pathway
Cellular component (GO): membrane
Molecular function (GO): olfactory receptor activity; G protein-coupled receptor activity
Source: RefSeq, a predicted model, not a curated record